AUUCGUCAGACGAAUGUCACGCUGAAAGCUAGAAGAGUCCAAAGAUGAUUUCAUGGUCAAUUGGUCUGUGUUGCUUUCUCGGUUCUGUCGCUUUGGCAGCCGAAGCGGGAAACAAUAGAUCUGCCUACUUCCUAAGUAGGAACAAUAAGCGCUUAGAAGGCAAAACAAUCAGGACAAUUGAUUCGCCCAGCCUCCUGUCUUGUAGUCAGACAUGUUUGAAGCACUUAUGGUGUACCUCUACAAACUUUCAAGAGUCCUUUGGGAAGACUAGUAAAGGAAAUUGUGAAUUGAACAGGCACGAAUUCUCUCCAUUGAAUGAGGAGACCCAGCUCACUGAUAAAGCAGGCAGUACUUUUGCACUGGUGCUCAAGGUAAAACAAAGAAGUUCUCUUAGAAAUAAUAGGUAGAAUUAAUGACCCCGUUUAAAUCUCUUUUAAUACUGAUUUACCGUUUUAAAUAGCAAACUCAAUUGAAAUCAGUAACAAUCUUUUUCUUUUUUGUCUUCUUCCUUUUGCCGUAACCGGCACAAUCGUCAAGUGAAAUGACUCAAAAGAAAGACCGGAUUUUUUCGUUUGAGAACCUUAAUAUUCAAACAGGAAUCUCUCUGGGUGCUUCUCCAGAAAAGACCCAACCAAUCAACAUCGCCUUUUCUUUAACGACGUUUUUGACAAUUUUCUCCUCUUGUAUUAAAUUUGCUGCACAAAAGUGGCAACAAUAUGUGACUCACAGAAGCAAGAGCAAUAGACUAGAGUUACGGCAAACGGAAAAACAGAGCAAUCAGUCUGUCCGAGUGCUUAUUUCAAUGUAGCUGUCGACGGCUAACAAUAGUGACGUGACGUGAUACAGCUCACUUUGACUCUGAAGAUGACUACCGCACAGGUUGUCGAAACGUCACUCACUGUCAACAACAACAGUCUUAUUCAGGACUACGUUCACCCGGACGAUCAAACACAACCUACUUUUGAAAUGACUCCUGGGUUCAAACCUUUCAGAGUUUUAAUCGUUAAGACGUCAAUAAGGAAAGAAGAGGUAACGUGUUGCUGACAUUUUUCAGCGCUGUUGGAUGACCAGAUGCUAUAAUGGAGCUUCCUGCUGUUUUGAACAAGGAGGAGAAACUUUACCUCGCCCCACUAGACUACCGAUCAACGGGGAAAACUACCAACCAGGUAAGUUAAAGCUUGUAGUCAUGUAGGAAUCACAGGUUCAACGGAUUUUAAUUUUUCACGCCAAUCGCAACUGUUUUGGCUGUUUUAGUUGCCAAUAGUUACCCUCAGACGUACAAACAGCUGGAAGCCAUACGCUCCCUUGUUUGUUCCCUUUGUUCUUUACAUUUUAGAGCACAACUCCGGUCAUUCCUCUGCUUUUCACUGCGCAACUCUACUGCGCAUUAUUCUCAAAGAUGGCUGCAAACAUUUUAACCUGAUGAUGACUGUGACGUCAUCCUGGAGCAGAGUGACGACAUUAUUACCUCCAUCCUUGUCGCUAUCUUAAGUUAGGUAAAAAUUCAGUUUUAUGCAAACAGUGCAAUGUUUUAAAAUGGAAAAAACCUUUCGCGGGUUUUGGUUUCGUUUUACUGACACAAAGUAAAAAAAAAAACAGUCGCAAUUUUGAUCCUGCAUGGUUUGAGCUCACGAACCCUAACAUGACCUUGACAUGAAAUUGUCAGACCUUAGUAUUUGCGUGAUUUGUGCGACAGACUAGUAUGAAUUUCAAAGACAUCAAUAAACAACUAUUGAAGGGGAAUUGCAUUGGCUAAACAUUAUAUAUUGUCAAGAUAUUUGCCUGCGGCUUGUUUUAAGAUCGAAAAAAACACUCCUGCUCAUGUAUUAUACAAUGUUGUCUUUACAACUGCGCUGAACAACAAAACAUUUGUUCUUCUUUUUAGAGUUCAAUGCAACAUUCACUUGUGACAAUUCAAUGGAAAUGUUUGCUGAUGGUCAAAGCCUCGGAACGGACAGUAAUUGGGGAAACGCCACCACCUACCUUGUACCAGGAAACACACGAGUUCUUUCUGUAGCCGGGAAAAACUUGGGAGGAAAUUUUGGAAUACUCGGCUCCAUGAGCGACGGACUGGUAACUGAUGAAUCCUGGAAAUGCAGCAGCUUUCCGUAUCCCGGAUGGAAUUUCCCGGAUUUUGAUGACCGGGGCUGGCAUUCUGCAAACGUUAUUGCAAACCAUGGCGACAAUCCUUGGAAUACAAUGAAUGGUAUCGCAACGGCAGCCAAGUGGAUAUGGGCUAACAACAAAAGCGACACUGCCUAUUGCAGACUGAAUCUAAAGUAA
Porites lobata is the source of this 2283-nucleotide messenger RNA. NCBI's taxonomy places the organism in Eukaryota, Metazoa, Cnidaria, Anthozoa, Scleractinia, Poritidae. The record is from the annotation of a GenBank genome assembly.